AUGAGUGGGAGAACAUUCGUUGCGAUAUUGUUCUUCUGGGCUGUCCUCACAAUUCUCACUCCUACACUGGUUCGCUUGUCGGCGUCUGCCAAAGCCAACUUGGAUUUAAAUGGUGAGAAAAGGGAGGAAAUGAAUGCUAAGAGCAUGAUGGGGUUGUUGCCCAGAAGAGCCCUUGUGGCCGUGAACCUCCCUCUCCUCUUUCAGCUGUUUCAUGCUGAUGUUGUGCAUGCUAUUUGGAGUAUUUCAUUUAGUUUGCGAGGUUGUGUGGAUCGCCAAGUUUGGGCGUUCACUAAUCAUGGAAACUUUUCUGUUAAAUCGGCGUACCAUGUGGCUUUUUCUCUUUCUGAUCAUCCGGUAAAUCGUUCUUUUGUAAAUCCUAAGUGCUUGACUUUUAUUUGGAAAUGUCAAUGCCUCCCAAAGGUUAAGUAUUUUCUUUGGCAAUGUGUUCAUGGGGUGCUCCCAACACUGGCUGCAUUGAAGCAUCGUGGGUUAUCUGAAGAGGAUUGUUGUUCUUUUUGUGGAGAGGAUCCUGAAACAUUAGAACACUUGCUUUUCCGCUGCUCGAUGUCUAUCCAAGUUUGGAAACUUUCUCCGCUUCGUUUGGACUGUCGGUCUUGGGGUAUCCAUUCUUUUGAUGAGUGGUGGAUUACUGUGUGUAAUCAAGGGGUUGAUCUGAUUGUUUCUUCAGUUGUUUCAGCUUUUUGGGAGUUUCGUGAUGCCAAUCAGUUUCCACAGCUUAGCUAUCGGCAUUGCUCUCCCAUGCUCCUCUCUAAUUAUGUUGUGUGGUCUCCUUCGGAAGCAGGUUCAAUUAAAUGUAAUAUGGACGCCACCUUCUUAGCCAGUAAAAGAUGGGCUGGGGGUGGUCUUGUUUUCAAAGGCCAUUCGGGAGUUGUUUUGCGCGUGGUCAUGCUAAGGUCUUUUUUAGCUUCUUUAGCCCUUUCUGUUGAAGCCUUUGUCAUAAAGGAUGCUUUAUUUUGGGCUCGUGAUUUUGGCUUUCACAAUUUAUGUUUAGAGAAUGAUUCUCUCAUCUUAUGCGAGGUUGUGAUGGGUAUCCGCCCUUACCCUACAGCAAUUACGGUUCUUGUUCAUAACAUUCAACUUCUUUUGAAAUCAGUUCUUGUUGCUCGGGUCACUCAUGUUCGUCGAGCUGCAAAUUCGUUAGCGCAUGAGAUAACAAUGCUCUCUAGAUCUUAUCCAUUUAACAAUCAAGUGUUCUAUGGGUUGCCUUGGUAG
This is a messenger RNA of Cornus florida, 1233 nucleotides long. RefSeq lists its product as uncharacterized. Gene Ontology annotation, molecular function: RNA-DNA hybrid ribonuclease activity; nucleic acid binding. The transcript has 4 exons. The coding region runs from base 1 to 1233 and encodes 410 amino acids. NCBI's taxonomy places the organism in Eukaryota, Viridiplantae, Streptophyta, Magnoliopsida, Cornales, Cornaceae. The record is from RefSeq and is a predicted model, not a curated record.